This is a messenger RNA of Sardina pilchardus (European sardine), 2258 nucleotides long. It is a transcript of the gene fbxw4, whose product is annotated as F-box and WD repeat domain containing 4. Lineage: Eukaryota; Metazoa; Chordata; Actinopteri; Clupeiformes; Clupeidae. Gene Ontology annotation, molecular function: protein binding. The transcript is spliced from 9 exons. Gene Ontology annotation, cellular component: SCF ubiquitin ligase complex. Gene Ontology annotation, biological process: SCF-dependent proteasomal ubiquitin-dependent protein catabolic process. Bases 166 to 1350 code for a protein of 394 amino acids. The record is from RefSeq and is a predicted model, not a curated record.
AUGUAAUGGCUUCCUACACAAACUCUGUCAACACGCUGUGAAAAAAGAUGGAAUACUGUGUUUUUCUCUUUAACGUCGUUGAUCGAGUCCAUACUAAAGGCGUUAAUAAACGUCUACGUUUGAAAUAUAGAGAUAUAUUUAGACUACUACUUGAAAGGACUUGAAAUGAGUUUAUUUCAGUUGCCAGAUGAUGUCCUCUACCUUAUUUUGUCGUAUUUGGACUGCAAGUCGUUGUGUCGUGUCUCUCAAGUUUGCAGGAGACUGUUCCAUUUCACACGUCGUGAUGCGGUGUGGAGGAAGAUAGCCAAAGAUCUUAUAAACACAGGAAUAACACGUCAAGGAGGAGACUUGUAUCCAGGGUUUCUCUUGAAGGACAGGGUGAGGAUAUCACAGAACUGGUCACAAGGCAGCUGUCGGAAAGAAGUUUUGUUGAAGUGGAAGACAAACUUGUUGCCAUGGCUACAGCUGGACCACGAUGUGCUGUAUCUCUCUCAAGCUGCAGACAUUGGAGCGUACCAUCUGAGUCCAGAUAGGGGGAGGGGGAGGUUUCAGCACAGUCGCUUCGCUCAGUUUUCGGGUCACCAAGAAGAUGUGUGUCGAUUUGUCCUGACAGAUACACACCUCAUCAGUGCUGGAGGGGAUGGCAAAAUCAUCAUCCAUAACAGAAGAGAUGACUUCUCUAUGGAGUUCUAUGCCCACAGCCAAGAAGUGAACUGCAUCGAUUGUAAAGACGGCCUGAUUGUGAGCGGCUCCAGAGACAAGACAGCACGGAUCUGGACGCUUUCUCCAAAUCGUCUAGGCAAAUGUUUACACACCAUCCACACCUUUGAUAGGGUCUGGUCUGUUGCCUUAAGUCCCACCAUAGGCACCUUUGUGACGGGGACGGCCUGCUGUGAGGACUCUACCCCUCUGCGCAUCUGGGACACCGAGAGGUGUCAGCUGGUGUCUUGUUUGGGUGAGGACUUUCGCCGGGGAGCAGGUGUGUUAGAUAUCAUCUAUGAAUCUCCCUACCAGCUCCUGACCUGUGGCUAUGACACCUACAUCCGCUACUGGGACUUGAGGGUCUGCUCCAGGAAGUGUGUCAUGGAAUGGGAGGAGCCUCAUGACAGCGCCCUGUACUGCAUGCAGACAGAUGGGAAUCACCUGAUCGUCAGCGGUUCCUCCUAUUAUGGUGUGGUGCGUCUCUGGGACAAGAGGCAAACUCGCUGUUUGCAGAUGUUCCAGCUGACGUCGUCCACCAGCAGCCCUGUGUACUGUCUGCGUCUGAACGCCUCCCACCUAUACGCCGCUCUGGCCUCCGCACUCUACUCUCUCGACUUCACCGUACCCGCGCCCAGAACCAGGAGAUAACCCAGACUACACACACACACACACACACACACACACACACACACACACACACACACACACACACACACACACACACACACACAUACACCGCACCCAGAACCAUGAGAUAACCCAGACUACACACACACACACACACACACACACACACAAAUACUACAUGCACACGCACUCACACACACACAGACACAAACACACACACAUACAGUACAUAUACACCAAUACCACACACACACACACACACACACCUACAUUGCACACACACAUGUACAUACACACAUGUACACAGAUGUUGAAAGAAACGCACACACACUCAGUCUUCACUGGCAAUCCUAUGAUGAGAGAUUUAAUUUUUCAAGGAAAUGGUCUGUUAGUGAAAUCUGGACAUUCAUGCUGAUUGCCUGGUAUUUAAAAAUAAUUUUACAUUACAUUCCCACUGCAAUAUUAGUGGCUUGGAAGUGGCACAUAGUAGACAGCACAAUAGACCGCCCUCUCUCUCACAUACACACACGCACACACACACACACACACACACACACACACACACACACACAUACUGUACACAUACACACACACACUCACACACACAUACACACCCUGUACCUACCCGACCUCUAAGAUUCCCACAUUCUCAGGGACAGCUUUCUGCUUAUAGUCAGUGGCGGCCAUCUUGUCCACACCCCACUGGAAGCUGGAGGAGUCAACGCGUGACCUUUGGUGACCCGGAACUGGAUGCCGCCAGCAGUGGGAGUCCUCCAAAUCACGCCCCUGCCACCACACACACCGCAAGGCGGUCACCUCGCCGGGCGUCUCUCGACAAAUGAGAUACAAUUACACACAAUUUCUGUCCUGUAAUUAAAAUUUUAACUUUUUUUUCCCCGGAGGAGAAGAGGUCUAUUAAAAGUCUAUGA